Aphis gossypii (cotton aphid) is the source of this 1394-nucleotide messenger RNA. RefSeq lists its product as uncharacterized. The record is from RefSeq and is a predicted model, not a curated record. The coding region runs from base 669 to 1019 and encodes 116 amino acids. The transcript has 3 exons. Lineage: Eukaryota; Metazoa; Arthropoda; Insecta; Hemiptera; Aphididae.
ACAGCAUAUUAUUGUACACUUAUAUUUAUUUUGGAAUUUAUACAUUUUAUUGUGUUCACUUAAAAUAUUUGCAAAAAAUAUAUAAUAUUCUGGGAUAGAAUCGAACCGGUAUAUGUACAAACUUAACCAAACAUAUUUUACCCGCUUCGACUCUAUCCCAUUGAGAGAUAUUAACAAAACUGAUAUAUUUAAAGAAAUAUAAUAUGGGUCAUAUAAAAACUAUAGUUGCUCAUUUGCAAAGAUCUAUAUAAUAACACCACACCUACUAGCGGGUGGCGCCACUAAACAUUUUCGAAAAUCUGACGCCACUAAACAUUUUCGAAAAUCAGACGCCACUAUACAUUUUCGAAAACCAGAUACAUUUAAAGAAAUAUAAUAUGGGUCUCAAUGAUCAUUUUUGAAAACUAAUAUCAAGAUCGCAUUUUAAGAAAAAGACGGGUAUUUUUCAAAGUAAAAAGGUACACCCCCUAUUAGUGGGGUUGUUAGGUACAUUUUACGAAAAGCAAACAUAGUUUUCGAUUAUUCAGUCUUAUAUUUACCGCGUACAAGACAGUACAAGAUUUCUUCAGCUAACGAAAAAUUCAACAAGUCCAAGCUGUUAAACGUAAGUAUUUGGUUUUACAAUAAUAAUUAAAAUAUUUUAUAAGUAUACAUAAUCUAAUUCUUAGAUGACGAACAACUACAAUGAAUUCGAUAUUCAAGAAAUAAUCAACGAAUCGCCGAUAUUCCCGUCAUCAAUGAUAGAAAGUACGACUAUUCCAUAUAGUCCCAUAACUCCACCGGAAGCUUUUUCCCCUGACAUGUUCCCGUCAUCAAUGAUAGAGAGCAUAAAUGUUCCAUAUAGUGCAAUAACUCCACCGGAAGCUUUUUCACCUGACAUGUCCCCAUCGCCAAGCAUGUUACACAUGCUUCCGUUGAAGACUCCUCGCGAGUUUCACAAUUUGAUUAUCGGGGUUAUUAAACAAUGCAGAUCAAGUCUUCUUCCUGGGGUGACGAUGAGGACGAAAAUCACGCGCUGAAUAUGGCUAUGGAGCGGUAUGAAAAUACCAUCACCGCCGCUUCCGACGACGACUGGGGGGGUAACGAAGAAGAAAAUGUUAGGUUAAAUAACCUUAUGGAUAUUUAUGGUAUUUAGGAAUUGUAAUAUAAACAUUUUUUUCAUUUAUAUAAUUGACUUAUUAUUUUAACUUAGUAUUUAAAUAUUUCAAACAUUCUGGUUAAAAUAGUAUAUGAAAACGGUUCUCUACGAAUAUAAACCUUGCCAUUUAUUGUUACAAUGGGUAAUGUAUUAUGCGAUCGCCAUAUAAUGCAGGUGUUUUUAGGUCGUCCCAUUAGACGAUGGUCAUUGUCAAGGACACGCACCCUGUUCGCCACGCCUAUUGCGGGUGAGUAUG